AUGUCCGACUCACCGGUAGCCCGCGUGAGCUGGCCUCAUGGUCCCUUUAUAGGGCAUGAGUUUAAUUUUUGGAAGCGACGGCGUGAAAUUCCAUUCCAUAAGACUGAAGCCGAGCUAAGCCUUCUGGAUAAUUUACAGGGAAACAGUCAAGUGACUGCGCCAACUCAGGCCAAAUCGGCCUCUGUGCCCAACACCAAAGGCCCUGAUGUUAAACCUCGUCUUCUUCUAAUGGGACUCCGCCGGAGUGGUAAGUCAUCCAUUGCUAGUGUGGUAUUCCAUAAGAUGCCGCCAAAUGAGACACUCUUUUUGGAGUCCACGACCCGGAUUCAGAAGGACUCGAUCCACUCUUUUAUGGACUUCCAAGUCUGGGACUUCCCGGGUCAGCUCGAGUACUUUGAGUCCGCCUUCGACCUCGAGGAUAUAUUCGGCAGUCUGGGCGCCCUGGUUUGGGUGAUCGACGCACAGGAUGACUACUUAGACUCGGUGGCGCGGCUCAACCGCACCAUAUUGACUGUCCAGCAAUUCUAUCCCGGCAUCAACAUUGAAGUCUUCAUUCACAAGGUCGAUGGACUGUCAGACGAGUACCGCACCGACACGUUCCAGGACAUUGUGCAGCGCAUCUCCGACGAGCUCAGUGACGCUGGAUAUGAGAAUGCGCCCGUGCACUACUAUCUGACCUCUAUCUACGAUUACUCUGUCUUUGAAGCCUUCAGCAAAGUGAUUCAGAAGCUGAUUCCCAACCUAUCUACACUUGAGAACCUCAUCAACACGCUCGCCAACAACUGUGGGUUUGAAAAGACGUACCUCUUUGAUGUUCUGAGUAAAAUUUAUAUCGCCUCCGACACCCGGCCUGUUGAUAUGGCUUGCUACGAGAUGUGCUCUGAUUAUAUCGAUGUGAUUGUCGAUAUCUCCGAGUUGUACUCUUGGGAUCACCCAGCUCGCAAGCGAUUGGGUGACCAGAUCCAAGAAGCUGAAAGCCAUGUGGUGUUGCAUGAUCAGACCAUGAUCCAUUUGAUGGAGAUGAACAAGUACCUCUGUCUAGUGUCGGUGAUUCGCAACCCCGAAGCCAAGGACAAGCGAGGCCUGAUUGAUAUGAACUGCCGUACUUUCCAAGAUGCCUUGAAUGAAGUCUUCUCGCGCAGCUGGGAAGAAGGGUCCGCGGCCCAAGAAGGGGAAUCUGCAACUGCAAGCAAGUGA
This is a messenger RNA of Penicillium samsonianum, 1197 nucleotides long. RefSeq names its product GTR/RAG family Ras-related GTP-binding protein. NCBI's taxonomy places the organism in Eukaryota, Fungi, Ascomycota, Eurotiomycetes, Eurotiales, Aspergillaceae. The record is from RefSeq and is a predicted model, not a curated record. Gene Ontology annotation, biological process: regulation of autophagy; cellular response to amino acid stimulus; cellular response to starvation. Gene Ontology annotation, cellular component: nucleus; fungal-type vacuole membrane; Gtr1-Gtr2 GTPase complex. The transcript has 4 exons. Bases 1 to 1197 code for a protein of 398 amino acids. Gene Ontology annotation, molecular function: GTPase activity; GTP binding.